AUGGAGGCGGUUUGCGUCCAUGGCGAUGGUAUCUGCCAUGCAUAUGCUUUGGCUGCUGGACUUCACUCACUCAACCUUUACUGCGCUGCCAUAUCCGCUGCACUUAUAUGCUGCUGUAUUAAAAGAAGACCAUAUCGGGUAACCCAGCGAUGGCGAUUACAAAAUAUGCGUGGACUAACGAGCUUAGCUUUAGCUGUAGUAUGGUGUUGCUCUGCGGCAGCCGCGUCACUCCGUCCAGCAGACACUGUCUACCUGGUGGCUUCCCUAAUAGCUCCACUGUCUUGGCUGGCAGCUGCAGCUCUUCACGUAUCGUUAUGGAUCCGCCGUGCUGUCGCGCCCAUACUCUAUCUGGCGAUUUACUGGUUCCUCGCGUCCUUAUGCUCUGCUGCAAUAUUAUUCGAAAAUAUGAAGAGAGAAUACUCCGCAACUCACAUAGAAGUCUACCUUCAAUCAAUAAGUUUAUUCUGCACAAUUAUCAUGACUUGUGUAGACUGUAUAUGUUUUUACGACGAGGUUGCCAAACGAAAUGCAAACAACCAAAAAGAAUCGACAGAACCGUAUGCUAUGUCUUAUCAACAUAACGAAAGCCAUUUCUACGCUAAAAUAACCUUUUUCUGGCUCAAUUCAAUAUUGUACAAAGGUUACGAAGAACCACUAGAGAGUGAUGACCUCGGAUUUUUACCCGAGAGAGAAAAGUCCAAAUUUUGCUACCAAAGAUUUAAAAAUAACUAUGACGAACAGACACGAAAACGACCCAGUUUGUUGAAAUGCUAUGCGAAGACCGUCUGGCCAAAUUUCUACAUUUCAGGGCUAUUGAAAAUGUUAGGUGAUAUGGUUGGGGUCAUACCGCCGCUAGGUUUAGGUAUUAUAAUACAGUUUAUAGAGAAACCACUGAUGACUGGAUACCGGACCGGCGCGGAUGUUACAGUCGACGAAUUUUUUAAUAACGGUUACGCUAUGUUAAUGAUUGUGACGCUUUCACUUAUCGUACAGGCAUUAUUGUCUCAAAACUCUACUCAUUUAGUUACAGUCGAAGGAAGCCGAUUAAAAACAUCGUUACAGAACAUGGUGUUUGAAAAAUGCACUCGAUUAGCUACAUGGUCUUCUCGUGAAGUUAACGACGAUGAACAAUCGCCACUUCUAACCGUCCAAAAGGAAGAAUCGACACAAACGGGCAUGCUCAUGAACCUGGUCUCACAGGAUACAUACAAUAUUAUGUCCUGUAUGUGGAUUUGUCAUUACACUUGGGCUAUACCUUUAAAGGUAUCUGUUAUUUUAUACCUUUUGUACACUAAGUUAGGCAUCAGUGCAAUUAUUGGAGCGGCCGCAAGUGUUCUCUUAAUAACGCCAUUACAGUUUUAUAUUGGUAAAAAAAUCUCAGACAAUUCUAGAAGUAUUUCUAAAUGCACCGAUCACAGAAUGUCCAAAGUGGCUGAGAUAUUACAAGGCAUGAACGUCAUCAAAUUAUAUGUGUGGGAAGACUUAUUUAAUGAAAAAAUAUUACAACUACGAGAAGUUGAAUUGAAACAUCUCAAUAAAGAUUCUAUUUAUUGGGGAAUUUUAACAUUCAUAACUCAAUUUUCGUCGGUAUUGGUGACAGUUAUAACAUUUAUAGCGCAAUACCUUCUCGGAAAAAGUAGUGAACUAACAACAGUGAACAUUUUUGCUGGCUUAGCAUUGUUUAAUCAAUUGACUAUCCCCCUUCUCAUUUUACCCGUUACUGUGCUAAUGGUCAUUCAAGCGAUGGUUAGCACAAGAAGACUUCAAGAUUUCUUAGAUCUACCAGAGUCAAAUAAUCUUAAAGAUGAGAUCUAUAUUAAGAAUUCGGAAUUUAAUGAUGACUUUUUAGAUUCAAUCGAGAAUCCUCUUUCGGAAAAAGAAGAACAUGACGUCAAUAGCGUCGAAAAUAAUAGUGUUGUACAAGAGAAGACUUAUGAUUAUCUAGUUAGAUUCCGAAAUGCAAUUUAUUCCUGGGGAACGAAAGACAACCCUAGUCUGGAAAUAGAAGAUUUAGAUAUACCUACAGGAAAACUUAUUAUGGUCAUCGGUUCUUCUGGUUCGGGAAAAUCGUCACUACUAUCAGCAAUUCUUGGGGAAAUGCAACUGGAACAAGGCAAAGUGGACUUUAAUGGACCUACGUCUACUUGGUUCGCUGGCCAACCUCCAUGGCUUUUAGACUGGUCAAUAAAGGACAAUAUCCUCAUGGGGAGUUCUUGGUGCGCUACAAGGUACAUGCGCAUCGUAAGAGCUACCGGCCUUCGACCGGACUUGCAGCUACUACCCGAUGGGGAUAAUACCAUACUUGGUAGCUAUGGAAGCCCGUUAUCUGGUGGGCAACGUGUACGUGUAUGCGUUGCACGAGCGUUAUACUCUAGAGCACGUCUAAUUGCAUUGGAUGAACCGUUGAGUUCAUUAGAUGUUCCUCUAGCGAGACACGUCGUGGCCAGAGCGCUGGUACCCGCAGCGAGAUCAGGCCGAACUAUUCUCCUCGCUACGAGCAGACUGGAACUACUACACUAUGCUGAUUUGGUCAUAGUUAUGGAAGGCGGGCGAGUAAGUGGAGUAGGCCGCCCAGGGCUUUGCGAGGGAGCGCUGGGAGAGUGGUGGUCAUUAGCUGGUGAAGCCCGGGCGUCCGCAGCCCGAUGUGGAGCUGGACCCCCGGGAGGAACCGCCCAAGAGCGAUCACUUUUAAUUCACACAAUCUCCAGGAUUAAAAACCAGAGAAGCGUCUCGGAGGAUAAUAUUAUUGGCGUAAGUGAAGCAACAGGUGCGCACCUUCUAGCAGAAGUGUGGACAUGUGGCGUUGGCACUUGGAGAAGAACGUCUAAAAACUCUCGUAUUCCUCUCUCAAGACAGUUUUCGUCGCCACCUGCGUCUUUCUAUGGCCAUAAGUCGCGCCAUGCUGUUCGUCGUACCGUAAGUGCAGAUGCCUCGAAUGACACACUUCAGAGAGAAGCUAGCUUAUUAAGACGACUGCUAAGACCUAGAACUCAAACUCUGAUAAGGUGGACACCGAGAACUCUGCGUCGCUUGGUUAGCUCUGACUCAGAGGCAAACGUAGAAAUCGCACAGAAAGAUAACGCAGAAGACCAAACCUUUAGUUCGACGCUAACAUCGUUGACCACAAAUGGAGUAGAAAACGUUGCCAUAUCAGAUCCACCAGAUAAAGAUGAACCUGACCCGCUUCGGAACGAGUGCUCUAUGUGGAAAGAAUACGCAGGAAGUUGUGGUUGGUGGGGCCUAAUAUUUUGCGUAACAGCAUCGAUAGCACAGGGUCUAGUAGUCGCCGCUGAUUGCUGGCUCUCCAAGCUGGCUGAUGAAAAUACUCGACAGCGUCUCAGUGAUGAACAGAUGUGGGAGAUGGUACAAACCUACGCGGGUUGGUGCGCCUGUGGUGCGAUCGCAGGUGGACUGUGUCAGGCGGCCUGCGCCUGCGCAGGGGCGACAGCGAGGAGAGUUUUCCACGACAGACUACUGCGGUCAACGCUUAAUGCACCACUACAGCACCACCACGCCACCCCACAAGGAGCAUCUUUGCAUCGGUUUUCUGCUGACAUAUCCGUCAUAGAUAAAAAGCUUCCAACUGCUAUCAGCCGGUGUAUGCAGUUAGCACUCUUAUGCGGUGCUGCUGUCUUAGUAAACAUUAUUCUGUCUCCGUGGACCCUCCUCGUUUUAUUACCAGCAGUAUUUUUUUAUGUGGCAUUGCAGUCUGUUUAUUUGAAGAAUGCAAGCGAGCUUCAAAGAAUAGAAGCAAACAGUGCAGCUCGUGUGGUGACGUUGACAGCACAAACUAGCGCCGGUGCAGUCUCCGUAAGAACGGGGAGACUGCAGGCCAAGUUACGCGAUGCCUUCCAAAAGCGUGUGGAUGAUAAUCAUAAUGCAUUAUUGCUUUUGAAUGCCUCGAACCGUUGGCUAGCUCUUGGCCUAGAUCUCCUUGGCGUGUGCACAGUGUUUACAUCAAUAUCGGUAGCUAUGUAUAAUGAAAGUGCUGGAUCGGUCGCGGGUUUGGCUGGAACUUACGCUUUGUUGCUACCUAUGUACUUGGCCCAUUUAGCUAAAUGCCGUUCCGACCUACAUUUGCAGUUGGCUUCUCUUGAGAGAAUACUAAGUGAUAUUGAUGUACCCCAAGAAGAUUAUCGAGAGGAUUGUCCGAUUCCAGCUGGAUGGCAGCGAAACGGAAAAAUAGAAUUCCAAGAUGUUAGCGUCCAGCAUCAACCGGAUGCGUCAGUUAUUCUUAAGGAUGUCAAUUUUACCGUGGAAGCUGGACAAAAGGUUGCAAUAUGUGGUCGCAGCGGCAGCGGAAAGUCCACAUUGUUACUCACUUGUGCUGGUGCUACAACGAUUAACCAAGGUCGUGUACUAAUCGAUGGACAGGAUAUAAUGGAAGUCCCGCUAAAACCUUUACGUCACCGUAUAGUAGUCUUACCCCAGGAUACAAUGGUGUUCUCUGGGACGUUAAGGGAAAAUUUGGACCCACUUGCCGUCCAUACUGAUGAAGAGAUAUGGCAGUGCUUGAAAGCAGUUGGGUUAUAUGACUUCGCUAGUGCCCAAACUGCCGGACUAGAGUGUCUAGUAAGCAAUCGCAAUGGAGGCUGGCUAGGAGGUGGCCGUGUGGGAAGGGUAUGUGCUGCGCGAGCUGCGUUACACGCUCGACCUGCUGCCGCGUUGCUGCUAGACGAGCCGGCUGCAGCUCUUGAUAGUUCCGCCCAGCGGGCUUUACUCCGUGCUCUUGCUUCACUCGCACCACAUAUAACAAUCAUAACAGUUGCGCACCGAAUCUCAUCAGUCCGCGAAUAUGACACCUGCGCAAUACUCGAAGAAGGUCGCUUAGUGGAGCGCGGACACAUCAAUAACUUGCUCUCUGACCCGUCCAGUCGACUCUCGCGCAUGUUGACGUCUCCUACGCAAUUAAUAUAG
This is a messenger RNA of Leptosia nina, 4917 nucleotides long. Lineage: Eukaryota; Metazoa; Arthropoda; Insecta; Lepidoptera; Pieridae. The record is from the annotation of a GenBank genome assembly.